AUGACCAACCGCAGCUCCAUCACCCACUUCCUCCUCCUGGAGUCUGCAGACACGAGGGAGCUGCAGCUCUUGCACUUCUGGCUCUUCCUGGGCACACGAACGGGCCUCAUCCCCCCUGCCAUACCCUGUGACUACCGUCUCCACACCGCCAUGUACUUCUUCCUCCUCAACCUCUCCCUCGUCGACCUGUGCUCCAUCUCCACCACUCUUCCCAAAGCCUUGGCCAAUUCCCUGUUGGACACCAGGGCCAUUUCCUAUGCAGGAUGUGCUGCACAGGUCUUUCUGUUUCUCUUUCUCACUUCAGUGGAGUUUUGUCUUCUCACUGUUAUGGCCUAUGACCGCUAUGUUGCCAUCUGCAAACCCCUGCACUACAGGACCCUCCUGGGCAGCAAAGCUUGUGCCAAAAUGGCAGCAGCUGCCUGGGGCUGUGUUUUUCCCUAUGCUGUGGUGCACACUGUCAAUACAUUUUCACUAACUCUCUGCCAAGGCAAUGCUGUGGACCAGUUCUUCUGUGAAAUCCCUCACAUCCUCAAGCUCUCCUGCUCAGAUGUCUACCUCAGGGAGGCUGGGCUUCUUGUGGUUAGUGUCUGUUUUGCAUUUGUUUGUUUUAUUUUCAUUGUGUUGUCCUAUGUGCAGAUCUUCAGGGCCGUGCUGAGGAUCCCUUCUGAGCAGGGACGGCACAAAGCCUUUUCCAUGUCUCUCCCUCAUCUGGCCGUGGUCUCCCUGUAUGUCAGCACUGGCACGUUUGCCUACCUGAAGCCUCCCUCCCUCGCCUCCCCUUCACUUAACCUGGUGAUGUCUUUUCUCUACGCGGUGCUGCCUCCAGCAGUGAACCCACUUAUCUACAGCUUGAGGAACAAGGAGCUCAAGGAUGCCCUAUGGAAACUGAUGACAGGUUGCUUUUCAGAAGAAUCAAUGAACUGCCAAUCUUCUUCUGCAUAUCACUCAUAA
Molecule: messenger RNA, 951 nt
Organism: Opisthocomus hoazin
Lineage: Eukaryota; Metazoa; Chordata; Aves; Opisthocomiformes; Opisthocomidae
Product: olfactory receptor 14A16
Biological process (GO): G protein-coupled receptor signaling pathway
Cellular component (GO): membrane
Molecular function (GO): olfactory receptor activity; G protein-coupled receptor activity
Source: RefSeq, a predicted model, not a curated record